AUGAUGAAAAGCUCUUUCUCUGUAGAGGAUAUCAAAUCAUCACUGUUUAAAAUGCCGCUGAAUAGGACACCUGGUCCAGAUGGUUUUCCAGUGGAGUUUUUUAAACGAGGUUGGGAAGUGUUAGGUGAGGAGAUUACGGUCUCUGUUCAGAAUUUCUUCUUGUCCCCGUUCAUGCCCAAAGCACUAAAUUCUACCUCUUUGAUUCUGAUUCCAAAAAGGAGGGGAGCUGAUGAGUUGAAGGAUUUCAGACCCAUCUCCUGCCUAAAUACUAUCUACAAGCUGAUCUCCCGGCUGCUCUCAGAUAGGUUGAAGAGAAUUCUACCUAAAUUGAUCUUGCCAAAUCAAACGGCAUUCAUAAAAGACCGGCUACUUUUAGAGAAUGUCUUUUUAGCUGCUGAAGUUAUAAAGGGAUACCAUCGCCAAAAUCUUUCUCCCAGAAUCACGUUGAAAGUAGAUAUAGCGAAAGCCUUUGAUUCCAUGAGGUGGGAUUUUAUUCUUACUUGUCUGUCUGCUUAUAAAUUGCCUGCAGAGUUCAAUGCUUGGAUCAAGAAAUGUAUCUCCACUCCAUCUUUCUCAGUGAGUAUAAAUGGGAUCACCUCAGGAUAUUUUAAAGGGAAAACGGGCCUCAGGCAAGGAGAUCCUCUUUCCCCAAUUCUGUUUGUUAUGGCAAUGAACAUUCUCUCCAUUAUGUUGAACAAAGCAGCUGAGGAAGGUAUCUUCAAACUCCACCCAGACUGUGAAAAUGUUCAGCUUACUCAUCUCGCUUUCGCAGAUGAUCUGCUUAUCUUUUUGGAGGGUUCAGCAGACUCAGUUGACGGAGUGCUCAAAAUUCUCGCUCAGUUUGAAAAGAUGUCAGGUUUAGCGGUGAACAUUACUAAAACGUCAAUGUUCUGUUCCGGGGUCUCCACUCAGGUUUUGAAUGACUUGCGAAACAGAUUCUCUUUAGAGGCUGCCUCCUUACCAAUUCGGUAUUUAGGUCUCCCGCUUUCCUCUAAAAAACUCUCGGUAAAUGACUGUGAUCCCCUGAUCUCAAAAAUCAGAAUGAAGAUGAGCAGCUGGAUGCAUCGUCCUCUCAGUUUUGCAGGAAGAUUAACUCUGUUGUCUUCAGUUAUUUCGGGCUUAAUAGUGUUCUGGACUCAGGCAUUCUUUCUCCCCAAAACGGUGAUAAGGCAAAUAAACUCGUUAAGCAGUUCGUUUCUGUGGCACGGAAAACUAGACUGUCCUACGGGUGCGAAGGUUUCAUGGUCGGAGGUAUGUUAUCCAAAAGCUGAAGGAGGGCUCGGCAUCCGAUCAAUCAGUUCUUGGAACGAAGUUUGUGGUUUAAAACUUUUGUGGAUGCUGUUUUUUAAGUCUGGUUCAAUUUGGGUUGCGUGGAUGCGUAAUAGAUACUUAUCUCGGCAAAGUUUCUGGUCUCUCAACCAAGAGAACCCGUCCUUCUCUUGGACUUUUCGGAAAAUCCUAAAGCUACGUCACAAAGCCUCCUCCUUCUUGCGCAUCUUAAUUGGUUCUGGGGAGGAAACUUUCUUUUGGUGGGAUCCAUGGACACCUUUUGGUCCUCUAAUCUCUUACUUGGGACCGCAGGCUCCUGCUAUCAUUGGUAUUCCUCAGGAUGCCUUAGUUAAAGACUGUAUAUCAGACCUAAACUGGAUUCUCCCGCCAGCAAGAUCUGACCAUCACCUAGAGGUUUUCUCGUUCAUUUCCUCUGUUGCUAUUUCAAAUUCGUCAGAUUAUCCUGUUUGGAUUGUCGAGGGGUGCAUCUCUAAAGAAUUCAACAGUAAAGUGCUUUGGAAUAUUAUCAGAGAGUCUAAACCUAAAGUUCCGUGGUACAAGCUGGUGUGGAACAAUGUAGCUAUUCCAAAGCAUUCUACGAAUGCUUGGCUUUUUAUUCUUGACAGGAAUCCAACUCUAUCGCGUCUUCUCUCUUGGGGUCUAGAUGUGGAAGAAUCUUGUCUCCUUUGUGGUCAUGCCCAAGAAAGUCGUGAUCAUUUAUUCUUCUCAUGCCCUUACUCUCUUCUCAUCUGGAAGUCUGUAAUGGUUAGGAUCCGUUGUGUUUCUGUUCCUAUAUCCUGGUCCGACUCCUUACUUUGGGUGAUAUCAGGAUCAUCUUCUUCUACCAAAUCUCUUGCGAUGGCUCAAGGUUGGCAGGCCAGCAUCUAUGAGAUUUGGAGAGAGAGAAAUAGACGGUAUCAUGAAGGUAACACUUCCCCACCUAUAGCUAUUGUAAACCGCAUCUUGUCUGUCCUAAAAAACAGGGCAGUUGCGUUGAAAAGCUUGAGCUCGUGCAAAGGUGAUCCUCUUCUACGCCUCUGGGAAAUUGGUCUGUAG
This is a messenger RNA of Microthlaspi erraticum, 2325 nucleotides long. NCBI's taxonomy places the organism in Eukaryota, Viridiplantae, Streptophyta, Magnoliopsida, Brassicales, Brassicaceae. The record is from the annotation of a GenBank genome assembly.